UUGUAUCCCAUUCCCUUAUACCAUCAAAAUUGUCAUCACUACCAGAAUUCCUUGAAGCCAUGGAAACUUCUCAUCCUCUUUCUAUUGAAAGCUUCUCUUAUAGUUGGUUAGUUAACCUGAAGCCAUCACUAGAAAGCCUAGAUAGCUCCCUCAGCACCUCUCUUGAUGCUUAUGAUGAAGCUUCUUUCAUUGAGAUGGACCCAAGACUGCCACCCUCUAAAAGAUUCUUCAAGAAUUCUCAAGAUUUCAAAUUUGACUUCCCAAUUUCACAGUCACCUCUUAGUCUUGUUGAUGCAGAUGAGCUCUUUUCCAAUGGUUACCUUAUGCCUCUUUUUGUUGAAUCAUUGAAGAUGGAUGCAUAUGAGGCCUCAGAUGCUGCUAACCCAAACCUACCUUCUUCAUCACAUGUACCAAAAAGUGUUUUUCCUAAUGGGCCUUCUAGAUGCCCUUCCUUAAAAAGGUGCAGAACAUUAUCAAGGAGAAUAUUUCAGAAGUAUCUGAAUUUCUUAAGGCCCUUGUGUAGAAGAUUGAGGGGUCACAAAUCAGGUUCAGAUCCUGAAACUGUUUUUAGAAGAACUAAGUCAGUAAAGAAUAGAGGAUACUAUUCUGAAACAUCCCCACGAAUUAGUGUAGCUUAUUCUGCAGAUGACUGGCGCAAGUCCUGUGAUUCCGAGAGCUCAAUUUAUGAAGCAGUACUCCAUUGCAAAAGAUCCAUUGAAAAGAUGAGUUAAGAAUGCUGCAAAAGGGUAUUUGAAGAUCAAAACUGAAAGAUAAAAGGAAAGCAGAUAAGAGCAAGAGUCCAAACUAUCAUCAACCACUCAUCCUCUGUCUUCAUUCUCCUCUGCUUGAAUGAUAAUGGAAUGGAAAUAGGAAAUAAAUAUGUGGUUGGGCAAGACAUUGUUCAAGUUUUUAUGAUCAAAUUCAGAAAAAGACAUAGUACAAACUUUUUUUUUUUUUUUUAAUCUUGUUUAGAAGAAACACUUACACUGCAGAGGUGAAUCU
Messenger RNA from Gastrolobium bilobum, 1002 nucleotides. Its product is annotated as probable membrane-associated kinase regulator 6. The transcript has 2 exons. NCBI's taxonomy places the organism in Eukaryota, Viridiplantae, Streptophyta, Magnoliopsida, Fabales, Fabaceae. The coding region runs from base 60 to 731 and encodes 223 amino acids. The record is from RefSeq and is a predicted model, not a curated record.